Messenger RNA from Cotesia glomerata, 2259 nucleotides. RefSeq names its product speckle targeted PIP5K1A-regulated poly(A) polymerase-like. Gene Ontology annotation, molecular function: RNA binding; poly(A) RNA polymerase activity. Lineage: Eukaryota; Metazoa; Arthropoda; Insecta; Hymenoptera; Braconidae. The record is from RefSeq and is a predicted model, not a curated record. The transcript has 4 exons. The coding region runs from base 1 to 2106 and encodes 701 amino acids. Gene Ontology annotation, biological process: mitochondrial mRNA polyadenylation; mRNA 3'-end processing.
AUGGCUCGACGAUGCGAAAUUUGUUCAUUAGAUUUGAUCGACGAGUACUCAUUUCACGGUCAUUUGUUAGGUAAAAAACAUUUGAGAAAUGUUGAUUUAGAAAAAUUGAAAACUAAAAAAGAGCAAAAUUCCAUAUUUGUAUCGCCUUUACCACAGCGGGCUCAAACCAAUGACAUUAUUGAAUUUUUUACAAAAUAUGGACCAAUACAUUAUUAUAAAUUUGGACCUAGAUACGUGAUUAUCGAAUUUAAAAAUAAAAAAACAGCAGAUGAAGUAUUAUCAAAAAAAGUAGUGUAUUUUAAUAAUUGGAAAUUAACGAUUAUACCACGAAAAAUUAUUACUCCUCAACAAAACAAAGCUGAAAAGUCAAGAAAACAAAGUACAAGUGAUGAUGGUAAAGAAGAUGAAGAGAGUUUUCACGAUAAAUUAAGAUUAGAGUUGGAAGCAGAGCCGACAUUUGAAUCUCAGUUGACUAAAUUUUUAUCUUUAGUACAAAAAGACGAUAAUGUAUUAGAAGAAUCUUGUGAUAAAGUUUGUAUCAGUCUCAAUCGAGUUUUCCGAAGUUCAUUCCCAUACUGCAAAGCCUUGCGAUUUGGUUCUACAGUCACCGGACUUCACUUUAAAGACAGUGAUAUGGAUGUGUUUCUUGAUAUAGGAGAACCAAUCAAUGACACAUUAGAUACAAAUGAAUCUGGCACUCAUAAUUUAAAAUGGACAUCAAAGAGAGUAUUUAGAGAGGCUAAAGCAAUCCUGUUCAGAAAUCCAGCAAUUUUUAAUCAUGUAAUACCAAUUCCACUGGCUAGAAUACCUAUUAUUAAAUUCGACCACAUACCAACUAAGACAAACUGCGACUUAUCAUUUAAACAUGGAUUUGGAGUACAUAAUAGUCUACUUAUAAAAUACUUUCUAAGUUUAAAUCCAAAAUUACGACCAUUAAUGAUGAUCAUUAAGUAUUGGGCUAAAAUUUUAGACAUCACCGGAACUAAUAAAAUAACAAAUUAUUCACUAAUAAUGUUAAUAAUAUUUUAUCUACAACAACCAGACGUUAAUUUGUUGCCAACAUUAACAGAUCUCCAAUCAUCGGGCUCUCCAGUAUUUGCGAGUGGAUGGCGAAUUGAUUUUAAUAGAUAUUACAAACAUGAAACAGAGAAUAAUUCUACUAUACCUGAACUAUUGCAUGGAUUCUUAAAAUUUUAUUCAGAAUUCAAUUUUUCUCUAAAUUUAAUAACACCACUCGAUGGUAUUAUUCAUCCGAGAAUUAAUUACAAUGAAGUUGCCUAUAAUUUAGGCAUAAAUAUUGAAAGUUUGAAUUUGAGCAAACCAGUCUGUAUACAAGAUCCAAUGGAGUUGGAUCUUAAUAUUGCUAACUCGUGGAAUGAACGUUUAUUGUUAGAUUUUCAAAAGCACUGUGCUGAAACUGUAAAGCUUUGCGAAGAUUCAGCGCUCAAUGAUAACAAGUCUUUGUUACCAUCUUUACUCAAUCCGGAAGUAAAGCACAAGUCAAAGAAACCUAAGUCAAUCCAUAUAGUUAUUCCAGCAGGUAAAUUUGAAGAUUUUGGAUUGCCAGAUGAUUUUGAACAGCGUGAUGACAUUGAUAAUAAACAAAAAUAUAAAGAGAAUCAUUGGUUCUCUGUUGUAUAUAAAUUAAUCCAAAGAAUUUUUGAAAAUAUAUUUAAAUUAAAUAUUCACGUUACUUAUGAUGAAACAAAUAUUAAGCAAAUAAAACUUGAUCAAGAAUCAGAUGUCCAUACCAAUGAAAACAAUAAAAUUAUGUUACUGUGCAAUGGUAACUAUUGUCUAAGUCGUACUAGAAAAGGUAGACUUUCGAGUAAUCUUGAUCCUACACUAAGUUGCAUUGAUAAGGAAAUUCUUAUUUCGGACAAAAUACUAGAAGGUUUAAAAGAGAAAAAAGAAGAAACGAUGAUUAAGUUCACUUGUAUUUUGGAAAAGAAAACUAAUCCAUUACACGUUUUUAUAACAAUUACCGAUGCACAGGAUUCAAAUAAAGCGUUUUCAGAAAUUGGUAAUUAUAUGAGAAGUAAAAUUCCGACAAUUAUUGAUAAAGAAUUUUUACAUAUGAUCCAAUAUAAAAAGACUAUAGUUUAAUUUAUACGGAACAUGAAUAAGAGAAUUAUUUUUUUUUUCUUUUUUACUUUAACAUGGUCAGUAGAAAUUUUUUAAGUUAAUGGAAGAAAUUCAUUUUAAGUUUAUGGAACAAGACUAUGUUAAUAGAGCAAAAAUUUAUUUUUACAAAACUAU